AUGAACAGCACCCCAGGUCGUGACUAUAUAUCGCAGAUAGAGUGCCGACUUUUUUUUUCUUUUUUUCUGCGUAUUGUAAAGUUGAUUAGCUAUGGAAGCCGUAUUGCGUUAGGAUGA
Messenger RNA from Chondrus crispus (carragheen), 117 nucleotides. RefSeq lists its product as hypothetical. NCBI's taxonomy places the organism in Eukaryota, Rhodophyta, Florideophyceae, Gigartinales, Gigartinaceae. The record is from RefSeq and is a predicted model, not a curated record. The coding region runs from base 1 to 117 and encodes 38 amino acids. The transcript has a single exon.